Molecule: messenger RNA, 4556 nt
Organism: Nerophis lumbriciformis (worm pipefish)
Lineage: Eukaryota; Metazoa; Chordata; Actinopteri; Syngnathiformes; Syngnathidae
Gene: ephb1
Product: EPH receptor B1
Biological process (GO): protein phosphorylation; axon guidance; ephrin receptor signaling pathway
Cellular component (GO): dendrite; plasma membrane
Molecular function (GO): protein binding; ATP binding; transmembrane-ephrin receptor activity
Source: RefSeq, a predicted model, not a curated record
CUUCCCUCACGCGCACUCACGCACACAAAACGGCUCUUUUACGCCUCUGUUGCGCCUCCACUUCGCUCCUGUGUCACACUUUUCUUUACCGCCACUUGAAAUGUGACUCCCACAACACCGGCUUUUCUGCUGCUCCUUGACAAGCAAAGGGGAUUUUUGUUGUUGUUGCGUGUCGCGCACCUUUCAGGCGUGUUGGGCAGUUCGGGGAGCAGCCUGGGAGACCCUUGGAGACCACCUUCUGCCAUGAUAGUGGAUUUGUUUGCCCUGCUCGGCGUGCUGCUCAUCACUUGUUCAGGGAUGGAAGAAACCGUGAUGGACACUCGAGUGGCCACGGCUGAACUGGGCUGGACGGCGUAUCCUAACUCUGGGUGGGAGGAGGUGAGCGGCUAUGACGAGAACCUCAACACCAUCCGGACCUACCAGGUGUGUAACGUCUUCGAGCCCAGUCAGAACAACUGGCUCCUCACCACCUUCAUCGAUCGGCGCGGAGCGCAGAGGAUCUACGUGGAGAUCCGCUUCACGGUGCGGGACUGCAGCUCCAUCCCCAAAGUGCCGGGCUCCUGCAAGGAGACCUUCAACCUCUACUACUACGAAAGCGACGCCGUCAUCGCCACGAAAGGCACCGCCUUCUGGAUGGAGGCGCCCUACCUCAAGGUGGACACCAUCGCUGCCGACGAGAGCUUCUCGCAAGUGGACUUCGGUGGACGCCUCAUGAAGGUCAACACGGAGGUCCGCAGCUUCGGGCCGCUCUCCAAGAACGGUUUCUACUUGGCCUUCCAGGACUACGGCGCCUGCAUGUCUCUGCUGUCGGUCAGGGUGUUUUACAAGAAGUGUCCCAGCGUGGUGCAGAACUUUGCCAUCUUCCCAGAGACCAUGACCGGUGCAGAGAGCACCUCCCUGGUCAUUUCCAGGGGGAUUUGCAUUUCCAACUCGGAAGAAGUGGACGUUCCCAUAAAGCUGUACUGCAACGGAGAUGGGGAGUGGAUGGUUCCGAUCGGCAGCUGCACGUGCAAGGCAGGCUUCGAACCCGACAAUGGCAACGUGUGUCGAGCAUGCCCGCCUGGUACCUUCAAGUCGACUCAGGGUCCUGGUCUGUGUCUUCAGUGCCCUUCCAACAGCCGCUCCACUUCUGAGGCUGCCACCGUCUGCGUCUGUCGCAACGGAUACUACCGCGGGGAUGCGGACCAGCCGGACGAACCCUGUACCAGUGUUCCUUCCAGCCCAAGGAAUGUCAUUUCCAUCGUGAAUGAGACCUCCGUGAUCCUGGAGUGGCAUUCUCCCAGGGAAACGGGCGGCCGGGACGAUGUUGUUUACAACAUCCUGUGCAAAAAGUGUCAGGCCGACCGCCGUGCCUGCUCCCACUGCGACGACAACGUGGAAUUUGUCCCUCGUCAGCUGGGUCUGACCGAGACCAGGGUGUUCAUCAGCAACCUUUUGGCGCACACGCUCUACAGCUUUGAGAUACAAGCUGUCAACGGCGUGAGCAAUAAAAGCCCCUAUCCGUCCCAGCACGUGUCCAUAGACAUCACCACCAACCAGGCCGCUCCUUCCAUUGUUCCCAUCCUGCACCAGAUCAGCUCCACCAUGAGUAGUUUCACACUAUCAUGGCCGCAACCAGAGCAGCCCAAUGGUAUAAUACUGGACUAUGAGCUUCGUUACUACGAGAAGGACCAUGCAGAGAUCAACUCCACCAUCCUGCGCAGCCAGACUAACACUGCACGCGUGGAGGGCCUGCGCUCGGGCACGGUGUACGUGGUGCAGGUGCGAGCGCGCACUGUGGCUGGUUUUGGCAAAUACAGCAGCAAGAUGUGCUUCCAAACCCUCACAGAUGAUGACUUCAAAUCGGAGCUGAGGGAACAACUUCCUCUCAUUGCGGGCUCAGCGGCGGCGGGAGUGGUCUUCAUCGUCUCUCUUGUCGCCAUCUCUAUCGUGUGCAGCAGGAAAAGAGCCUACACUAAAGAGGCUGUCUACAGUGACAAGCUGCAGCAUUACAGCACAGGCAGAGAACUCUCUUUGCGAGCCGACAUGUCUAACUGCCCCUCCCCACUGGGCUGCCCGACCCACUUCUCAGGCUCCCCGGGGAUGAAGAUCUACAUCGACCCCUUUACGUAUGAGGACCCCAAUGAAGCCGUGCACGAGUUCGCCAAGGAGAUUGAUGUCUCCACGGUUAAAAUCGAGGAGGUCAUCGGCGCAGGAGAAUUUGGGGAGGUAUACAAGGGUCGUCUGAAGCUGCCCAGUAAAAGGGAGAUCUUCGUCGCCAUCAAGACACUGAAGGCGGGCUACGUCGAAAAGCAGAGACGUGACUUCCUGUCCGAAGCGUCCAUCAUGGGCCAGUUUGACCACCCUAACAUCAUCCGCCUGGAGGGAGUGGUUACCAAGAGCCGUCCUGUCAUGAUCGUCACAGAGUUCAUGGAGAACGGUGCCCUCGACUCGUUCCUAAGGCAAAACGAUGGUCAGUUCACCGUCAUCCAGUUGGUGGGAAUGAUGCGCGGGAUCUCCGCCGGCAUGAAAUAUCUCUCCGAGAUGAACUACGUGCACCGAGACCUGGCCGCGCGCAACAUCCUGGUGAACAGCAACCUGGUGUGUAAAGUGUCAGAUUUCGGGCUGUCGCGCUACCUUCAGGAGGACACCUCUGAUCCCAGCUACACCAGCUCUUUGGGUGGAAAGAUCCCCGUGAGGUGGACCGCGCCAGAGGCCAUCGCCUACAGGAAGUUCACCUCCGCCAGUGACGUGUGGAGCUACGGCAUCGUCAUGUGGGAAGUGAUGUCAUUCGGAGAGAGGCCCUACUGGGACAUGUCCAAUCAGGAUGUGAUUAACGCCAUCGAGCAGGACUACCGUCUGCCCCCGCCCAUGGACUGCCCCAGUGCCCUGCACCAGCUCAUGCUGGACUGCUGGCAGAAGGACCGCAACGUCCGCCCCCGCUUCACAGACAUCGUCAGCACCCUGGACAAGAUGAUCCGUAACCCCACCAGCCUCAAAGCUGUCGCCAACAUCCCUGCAGUGCCCUCUCAGCCUCUGUUGGACAGAUCCAUCCCUGACUUCAACACCUUCAGCUCAGUAGAAGACUGGCUGGGUGCCAUCAAGAUGAGCCAGUACAGAGACAACUUCCUCAACUCAGGCUUCACCUCCCUGCAGCUGGUGGCUCAGAUGACCUCAGAGGACUUGCUGCGGAUAGGCGUGACCCUAGCGGGCCAUCAGAAGAAGAUCCUCAGUAACAUCCAGUCCAUGAGGGUGCAGAUGAGCCAGGCCCCUACGACCAUGGCAUGACUGCAGGGGGCGCUGUGCCACGGAGCGGGCAGCAUUCGGAGGUCCAACAACAACAACAAGGGCCCCCGAAUGACCCCCCAUCCGCCGGAACGCGCCAGAGUAGAGACUGUUGUCUUAAUUUGAUUGACAUGAGGAGACCAGGGUCUACACUUUCAAAAAGGAGUUCAGGGUCCAGACUUUGAUGCUAGAACUCCAACAAACAGGGAAUCCCCGGACUAAGUUACGUCGUACCUCGGUUUUAUCCGCACUAGCAGGCGUUUGGAGGUCACUCCAACCCAUGCGUGCAAUGAAGAUGCCUUGACCUGGCCAGGAAGGAAUUGGUAGGAACUAAAGUACGAGUACAGGGAUGUACAGUGGAACUGUUUACGUCAUUUAGUUCCAUUUCUAGCAAAGAUUGAAGACUACCUGUAGAGAAUAUAAAUAUCACUUAUAUCUUUCAUAAUAGACCUUCAUAUUGAAGGUGAUGCUCAUCCAUAUCUAUGUACAGGACUCUGCUUGCAUUUUGGCAAAGACUAGCUAGACACGCGUGAUGCCAAACCUCCUGGAAGGUGAACCCGGACCCAAUUCUGGGAUGGACCUUUAUAUUGUUCGAAACCCAGGGUCAAAGGACUUGGCGGACUUGUACAAAGAAGUGUAGUAGAAGGACAUCAUUGUACGAGUUAUUAUUGGAGAUCAUGUUCUAUGUUUUUUGCUGGUGAGCACUUACUUGUACAGUUUUAUGCUUUUAUUCCUGGUAUUUGUUAGAAGUGCACCCCCGGCCACAGCAGAGAGCACCCCCCCCACCCCCAGACCCCCAUCUUCCUCCUCCUCGUCCUGGGCGGCAGGCUUCAAGUUAAUGGUGAGUGUUUGCCCAUCGCUACUUAAACACUGAAGUAUUCAUCUUGGCACAGAACAUUGAAGCUCAUCAGUGUCGUCAAAGUCAACAUCUGUUUGACAAACAUUCUGACGACUAGACUAGCCCAGUUUGUGUUUGCACGGGCACUAAAAGGCUGUUAGCUUCAUGCAGACAUGCAUCUACAAGUGUCGGAUCCAUCAAAGUGGUUAAGUGCUGCACGUAUGGAUGAACUCAGUCUUAUAGAGGAGCCCAGAUACCAUUUUUACAUUUGACCUUUGAGCCUUGAGUAUUGGCUGAUGCAGUUUGGAGGUAAAUCAGGGCCAAAAGUUUUGUACCCGGAAAAAAUGUAUUUAGAAACUAAAAGUUCAGGUUUUGAUGUUGAAAAAUGUAUCAGUCCUAUUCAAAAUAAAAAGAAAUGAACACCUUUUAAAAAAAAAUUUAAUAUAUUUUUGAU